This is a messenger RNA of Danaus chrysippus (African queen), 1893 nucleotides long. The record is from the annotation of a GenBank genome assembly. Lineage: Eukaryota; Metazoa; Arthropoda; Insecta; Lepidoptera; Nymphalidae.
AUGGUAUCCCUGGCUCCUGAUAACUGGCGAAGUUCAUCAUCGUCUUCAUCAUCAUCUUGUACUCUGCCCGAGUUGAAGCAUGGCCGGGUCGUAGUGAGAGGGUAUCGUGGGAAACUCAUCAAGUUCAUAUGUGAGAAACGCUAUGAGCUAGCCGGGAACAAGUACGCCACCUGCCGGGAUAAGAAAUGGGAUGUACCUAUACCCGUCUGUAUACGACCGGGAUGUACUCUUCCGAAUUUUGAGAAUGGUAUCCCGAUCCCCACGAGUAACGGAGCCUGGGUGACACACUUCUGUCUGCCGGGGUACAAGCUGGUGGGGUCGUCCGUCAUUUACUGUGACGGAAGACAAUGGAACGCCACACCUCCCAUAUGUAUCGAUUCUACAGAAGAUAGUUCGCCAGCAUUAAGCUGUGACUUCGAGGAUCCAGACCUUUGUGGUUGGACCCAGGACGAGAUGCACGACUUUGAUUGGACCAGGUUAAAUAAAAAGACUCCUAGCUCUUUCCUCUUAACCGGACCUUCAUACGACCACACCCUCGGGAAAAACGGUUCGGGUUACUACAUGUACAUUGAGAGUACAUCACGUCUCAAGAAUGACACAGCCAGGUUCAUGUCACCGGUUUACAGCCAGAGGCUAUCUGACGACGGGUGCUUCUCAUUCUUUUAUCACAUGUUCGGCAACACGAUAGGUGGUCUACGUGUGUACCAGAAGCCUGACAGCCUUCCAAUGGCUGUGUUACUCAACUUGAGUGGUCCCCAAAGAGAUCAGCACAUAUUGUUUGAGAAGUGGGGCAACCAAGGGGACCAGUGGUACAACUCAGUAUCAGAUUUAAGGAAUCUGGGGGAAAAUUUCCAGAUCAUCAUAGAAGGUAUCCGUGGGACCAGCUUCACCAGUGACAUAGCCAUCGAUGACGUCGCUAUACUCCAAGGAGAAAACUGUACAGCCGCUAAGAACAGGGCCACUACACCUUCUACAGUAUACAUGCCGGAGUCAUGCCAGGGUCGAUGUAUGGAACCCUCGACCACUUUGUGUGGCUGCACCUACAUCUGUCUCACUGAAGAAGACUGCUGCCACGACUUCUUUGAACUCUGCGUCUUUAAGCAAGAUUUAACAACAACCACAGACGAUAUUGUGUUGGCGAACAGUUCGUAUGACAGACCACAGAAACAGAAACUGAUAGCAUCUCCCCCAGACACUACUUUAAGUACAACUACAUCGACUACUUCUACCACAACUACCACAACUACAAUGAAGACUAUCCUCACAACCACAACUACAACAACACCCAAACCUACAACUACUCCCAAACCUACAACUACUUCUACAUCUACAACAACUACUACUACUACGACUACCCGUAAACCUACAACUGUUGCUAAAACUACAACAACAUCAAAACCUACAACAACUAGAAAACCUCAGCCCACUACACAGAAAACCACAACAAAAGCACCCAAACCAACCAAACCGAAUAAACCCGUACCAACAACCAACAAACCUAAACCCACUACCAUCAAAACUACUACUACACCAUCAACAACUACUUCUACUACAACUUCUACAACUACAUCAAUCCCUACAUCUACUCUCCGAGUAACUCCUCUCCUAGAACAUGGAAUAUCCAGUACAAUAGAAAACCACAACCUAAAGGCUAAAAAGGAACAAGAAAUAGAAGUCAGAAGACUCCAUAGUAUGAACAAGGAACAAAGUCACUCAUCAGGCUGGAGGGUGGUCCUUAUAAUACUGGGUACUAUAAUAUGUGUCGGCGUCGUGUCGUGGACGGUAGUCGUGUCGCGCUCGGCCCGGGGUCGUCUCGUGAUCUCCAGGCUCAGAGGUCGCUGUAACCAAGACCCAGAAGUUAGAUAUCUCUCCACGGAUGUUGAUGAUGAUUAA